AGGUGUGGAAGACGUCAGAACUGCCCUGACGUGUACCUUUUGUUUUUCUGGUGCUCCCCAGGCAGAUUUCACCGCAUUUCCGCAAUAUUAACAUAUUCUUCGAGAGCAUCAGCCUCUUGGCUGCCGAAAUUCUCAAGAUGCGCUCUAUCGGUGUGUCACUGGUGACCAUGGGGCUCACGGCCGCCGUGAUCGGGAAUGCCUACUACCAGAAGAAGCAGUUCUAUCCAUCUGUGGUCUACAUCACGAAGAGUAACCCCAGCAUGGCGGUCAUCUACAUCCAGUCCAUGGUGCUGGUCCUGAUGCUCGGGAAGCUGAUGCGAAAGAUCUUCCUGGGAACCCUGAGGGCGGCAGAGUUUGAGCACCUGAUGGAGAGAUUCUGGUAUGCUCUGACUGAGACUUGCCUUGCAUUCACAGUCUUUCGGGAUGACUUCAAUCCAAAGUUCAUUGCGCUGUUCACGGUGCUGCUCUUCCUGAAAUCCUUCCACUGGCUCGCGGAGGAUCGCGUGGAUUACAUGGAGCGGAGUCCUGUGAUCGGAUGGCUCUUCCACAUACGCGUGGCGGGAUUGGUGAAUGUCCUGGGCAUCCUGGACUUCAUGAUGAUCUCGCACGCCUACUACUCCACCAUCUCCAAGGGAGCCUCCGUGCAGUUGGUCUUCGGCUUCGAGUACGCCAUUCUGAUCACGAUGGUGGCCAACACGACCAUCAAGUACAUUCUGCACGCCACAGAGCUGCGUUCCGAGAGUCCGUGGGAGAACAAGGCGGUGUUCCUGCUCUACACAGAGCUCAUCAUUGGACUGAUCAGGGUUGUCCUGUACAUCCUCUUCGUCGUCAUCAUGGUGAGGAUCUACACGCUGCCGCUCUUCGCCUUCCGACCAAUGUACUACACUAUCAGGAACUUCAAGAAAGCACUGAACGACGUCAUUCUCUCGAGGCGAGCCAUUCGCAACAUGAACACCCUCUAUCCGGACGCCACGGCUGAGGAGUUGCAUAUGUCGGACAAUAUUUGCAUCAUCUGUCGCGAAGACAUGGUGAGUCACUCGAAGAAGCUUCCCUGUGGCCACAUCUUCCACACCGCUUGUCUCCGAUCGUGGUUCCAACGCCAGCAAACUUGUCCUACGUGUCGACUCAACAUUCUUCGCACACCGGUUCAAGCCACUCCGGCGGCUCCACAAGCGGCUCGGAUUGUUCCGAAUGCCGCCAAUCGACCGGCAGCGGCUGGCAAUCAGCCGGCAACUCCAAAUGUCAAUGCAGCGACUCCAGGCCAAGUUCCUCCAGCGGGAGCGCCGGUUUUCCCGCCAAAUAUUGUGCCUGGCAGUGCAGCAACCGCCACGGGUACAAACACUGGCGCCACGAUUACUAUCCCGUCCUUCUUGCCGCCUCCAAUAACUGGCGCUCCGAUGGCUAACUUCCCAAUGAUGACACCCUACUUGCUGCCGCCGCCCCCAAUGCCAUCCACUCUGGCUUCCCUCACAGAUGAAGAAUUGACUGCUCUCGAGGGCACAGAGAGAAGGCAUGUUGAAGCGAGAAUCAAGCUUCUCAGGAAUAUUCAAACGAUGUUGGACGCUUCUGUGGCUCUCAUGAAUCAGUACACAGCAAUUAAUGCACAAUUUCCGCUGGGAAAUGACUUUGCGGCCUUCCCAAGUACUCCCGCUGCUGCUGCUGCUGCUGCUGCAACUCCUUCAGCCGCUGCUCCUGAGCCUAGUGCAUCCACGUCAGGGGCAUUCGCGGUGCCUGGACCCUCGGGAGCGUCAGCAGAGAAGCCGCCGCAUGUCGAGGAGGAGACGACGAGUCAGGUGAAAACCACAAGGAUAGAUGAGAAUGUGGUGAAGUUGGAGGAUAUUGGCAGUGAGGAGCCAAGCUCAAACAACGAAGAGGCGGAAUCGAACACGACGAGCUUCGCAGGGAUUUACCAUGUGCCUGAGGAGUCGUCAGAGAAGGCGGAAUUGCGCCAAAGGCGACUGCAGAAGUUCCAACCGAGUGAUGGCAAGGGCGACACAAAGUCCGAUUGAUUGAGAUGAUCUAAAUUGCUAAAUUAUCCCCAAAAAUUUUUCUUUAUAAUGUACUGUGUGUCAACGCUGUGGAGGCAAAUAAGACAUGUUUUCUUUUCGUCUGAAUGUGGAGUAGAAAAAAAACAACAGAAAUACAUUUUAAGAUGGAAAGAUAUA
This is a messenger RNA of Phlebotomus argentipes, 2165 nucleotides long. RefSeq names its product E3 ubiquitin-protein ligase HRD1 (gene sip3). Lineage: Eukaryota; Metazoa; Arthropoda; Insecta; Diptera; Psychodidae. Gene Ontology annotation, cellular component: cytoplasm. Bases 138 to 2009 code for a protein of 623 amino acids. The transcript has 6 exons. The record is from RefSeq and is a predicted model, not a curated record.